GGACUCUCUGCGUGACGCGACUGCAACAAGGGGGCCACACUUGAGCUCGGAAGGCGCAGCGGUGCGGGACAGUUCAGAGGAGCUGAGAGGAGAGGAGCAGUGCGGGGAGAGAGACGGAGCUCACCCGUCAACCAGCUGGAGGAACCCACACUUACAAAUCCCCCCUUAUGGCUGCUUGAUACAUACCGAUACACCCCCCCUCCCCCUUCUUCUCUCUUUCUCUGGGACUUCUUUGGACUUCUACUUUUUUUUUCUUUUUUUUUUGGGUCCUGACUAGAAGUUGCUGCAAGUUUUAAUUAAGUUGCUCCUGGUUGAGAAGUGAAUCCACUUGCAGUGGACGGCGCAGGCGGUCAUGGAUACCCAUAUAAGAUGGAAAGAUAAACGGAGAAUAAGGGACGCCCAGAUCACUUUAGCGGUGAUUCUGCUUUUUGUCACGUCGCCUGCAAGUUCAGCGGAACCAGCAGACCUCUUGAAGAUUUUAGAUUUUCACAAUUUACCCGAGGGUGUUACAAAAACAACGGGCCUCUGCUCACAUCGGAGGUCGACGCAAGGACCCGAUGUGGCGUACAGAGUAUCCAAAGAUGCCCAGCUCAGUGCCCCCACCAAACAGCUUUACCCAGGUGACGCCUUCCCCGAGGAUUUCUCCAUCCUGGCCACAGUAAAGCCCAAGAAGGGCAGCCAGUCCUUCCUGUUGUCCGUGUACAAUGAACAGGGCAUCCAGCAGCUCGGGCUGGAAGUGGGACGAUCGCCCGUAUUCCUCUACGAGGAUCAAACAGGCAAACCCGGCCCAGAGGACUACCCGCUCUUCAGAGGAGUCAACCUGGCUGACGGAAAGUGGCAUCGAGUGGCGAUCAGUGUGCACAAACAGACCAUCACCCUCAUUCUGGACUGUAAAAAGAAGACCAGCCAGAAGCUGCUCCGAAGCCCCCACCCCGUCAUCGAUACCAAAGGAAUUAUAGUGUUUGGAACUAGGAUACUUGAUGAAGAAGUCUUCGAGGGAGACAUCCAGCAGCUAAUGAUUGUAGCAGACCACCGGGCUGCCUAUGACUACUGUGAGCACUACAGCCCCGAUUGUGAAGUGCCAGUGCCCGACCGGCCGCAGAACCAGGACCCCAAUACGGAAGAUGAUGGAACAGAGGAGGACAGCUACUACUAUGAAUAUCCUUAUUAUGAUGACUUUGAAGGCAAGCCCUAUGACUCAACUUCGGAAACAGAGACAAACAUAAAAGAAGUCAAGGAGACGGCGGGCGGCGGCGUAGUGUCCACAUUGGAAAAAGUUGUCAGCGGUGGUACUGGCUCCACGUCUGUUUCCACCAGCUCCUCUUCAUCCAGCUCAUCGUCCAGCAGUUCAGCCAAAGACACCGGAGUGGAAAACGUCUACGGAGACGGGAACACCCCUUACGACUACGACAACUAUGGGUACUACUACGGCGAGUCCACUCCUGCUCCCGACGUCGACACCUCGCAGCGUGUCAGCAUCACGAGCGUUGGCACCGGGGGCGAGCUGGAUCUGGGAGCAGUGGGAAGAGUUGAUCUGGAAGCCGGGGCUGGAGUGGCCAGCAAGGUGAUCACCAGUGGUGGUGGAGCUACAAUGACGAUCAUUCGCAACGCAACGUCGGAUGCAACAUCCUACGAUGACUACAACAAUGGUUAUGAUUACAACGUUGACUACUAUGCAACUGGAGACGGUGGAGGCAGCAGCAGCAGCAGCAGCAGUACUGGUGGUGGUGGUGGAGGCAGCAGCAGCAGCAGUACCUUUGUAGUCAGUGGUGGUGGAGGGGGCAGCAGCAGCAGCAGCAGCAGCAGCAGCAGCAGCAGCAGUACUGGUGGUGGUGGUGGAGGCAGCAGCAGCAGUACCAUUGUACUCGGUGGUGGAGGAAGCAGCAGCAGCAGUACUGGUGGUGGUGGUGGAGGCAGCAGCAGCAGUACCAUUGUACUCGGUGGUGGUGGAGGAGGCAGCAGCAGCAGCGGUACCAUUGUACUCGGUGGUGGUGGAGGGGGCAGCAGCAGUACCGUUGUAGUCGGUGGUGGAGGAGGCAGCAGCAGCAGCAGCAGCGGCAGCUCUACCAUCACCAUUGCCGGUGGGUCAACUGGAGGCGGUGCUUCUGUAUCCAUGGGAGGAUCUUCUACCUCCGGAGGAAGCUCGGCCUCCGCGGGCACCGGGGCCGGCGGGCUCACCGAAACCGACCUGACCAUCGAUGGACUCGACGACUACACCGAUCUUGAUAAGUUCAAGGAGGAGGACAUUGACAACUAUGGCGACGCAAAUUACGACGUCUACGGGGACUACUCCGACAAAGUGCUGCCUGCUGAGACUGAGUAUUAUGGACAGGUCGACGGAGCUCGCGGUGAGAAAGGACAGAAGGGAGAGCCCGCUGUUAUUGAGCCUGGGAUGCUAAUGGAGGGUCCGUCUGGGCCUGAGGGGCCAACAGGUCUCCCUGGACCCCCAGGAUCUUCCGGCCCACCCGGCAGUCCCGGAGAUCCUGGAGAGAGGGGUCUUCCGGGUCGCCCUGGUCUUCCUGGUGCUGAUGGUCUGCCCGGACCCCCUGGAACUGUCCUGAUGCUGCCUUUCAGAUUAAGUGCUGGAGGAGACUCUGGGCAGAAGGGACCAGCUGUUUCAGCGCAGGAGGCCCAGAUGCAAGCCAUCAUGCAGCAGGCCAGGCUGGCCAUGCGUGGCCCAACGGGUCCAAUGGGUUUGACCGGCAGACCUGGCCCUCUGGGUCCACCAGGUGCACCAGGACUCAAAGGAGAAUCUGGAGAGUCGGGACCUCAGGGACCACGUGGACCAAUGGGAUCAGGUGGACCCCCCGGAAAGCCUGGCAGAAGGGGUCGUUCUGGAGCAGAUGGUGCCAGAGGAAUGCCGGGACAGACUGGACCUAAGGGAGACAGAGGGUUUGACGGGCUAGCCGGGCUUCCUGGCGAAAAAGGACACAGAGGAGAACCAGGCCCCUCAGGACCUCCCGGUGCCCCCGGUGAAGAUGGAGAGAGGGGGGAUGAUGGAGAGAUCGGACCCAGGGGACUUCCUGGCGAACCGGGACCUCGUGGUUUGCUGGGACCAAAAGGACCUCAGGGACCUCCCGGACCACCUGGAGUUACUGGAGCGGAUGGCCACCCUGGACCCAAAGGAAAUAUAGGACCUCAGGGAGAGCCAGGCCCCCCUGGACAGCAAGGCAACCCAGGUGCUCAGGGACUCGCAGGGCCGCAAGGACCCAUUGGACCACCAGGAGAGAAGGGUCCAACGGGAAAGCCAGGAUUGCCAGGAAUGCCAGGAGCUGAUGGCCCUCCGGGUCACCCUGGAAAAGAGGGUCCUACGGGCGAGAAAGGACACAUGGGCCCUGCCGGACCUCAAGGCCCCAUUGGUUAUCCUGGACCUCGAGGUGUAAAGGGAGCUGAUGGCGUCCGCGGCCUCAAGGGAACCAAGGGUGAAAAGGGGGAGGACGGCUUCCCUGGCUUCAAGGGAGAUAUGGGCAUAAAGGGCGACAGGGGAGAACUUGGACCAGCAGGACCCAGAGGAGAAGACGGCCCAGAGGGGCCAAAGGGUCGCUCGGGGCUGCCCGGAGAUGCCGGUCCGCUCGGCCCCACUGGUGAGAAGGGUAAACUUGGAGUUCCUGGAUUGCCAGGCUACCCGGGAAGACAAGGACCGAAGGGAUCGCAGGGUUUCCAAGGCUUCCCCGGCGCCAACGGGGAGAAGGGCUCUCGGGGAACAGGAGGGAAGCCCGGCCCACGCGGACAGAGAGGACCAACGGGGCCGAGAGGAGAGAGAGGGCCGAGAGGACCGACGGGGAAAGCUGGACCAAAAGGCAACUCAGGAAACGAUGGCCCACCAGGACCUCCUGGCGAGAGGGGUUUGCCGGGGCCUCAGGGACCAACAGGUUUUCCAGGACCAAAGGGCCCACCUGGACCCGCAGGGAAAGACGGACUGCCUGGUCAUCCUGGACAGAGAGGAGAGACUGGAUUCCAAGGCAAGACAGGCCCUCCUGGUCCUCCAGGAGUAGUUGGACCUCAGGGACCAACAGGUGAAACUGGGCCAACGGGAGAUCGGGGUCACCCAGGACCCCCAGGCCCACCUGGUGAGCACGGUCUGCCCGGAGCUGCAGGAAAAGAAGGCGCUAAGGGUGACCCUGGUCCUGCGGGCCCAACGGGUAAGGACGGUCCUCCCGGUCAGAGAGGUUUCCCUGGAGAGAGAGGUCUGCCAGGCCCUGUGGGGGCGCACGGCCUGAAAGGGAAUGAGGGUCCUCAAGGCCCACCUGGCCCUGCUGGCUCUCCUGGUGAGCGGGGUCCGGCUGGCCCAGCUGGACCCACAGGUCCGCCUGGACGUUCUGGCCCACAGGGACCUCCAGGCCCUGCCGGGGAGAAAGGUGGACCGGGAGAGAAAGGACCUCAGGGCCCAGCCGGAAGAGAUGGUAUUCAGGGCCCCGUGGGUCUACCAGGACCCGGAGGACCUCCAGGACCACCAGGAGAGGAUGGAGACAAGGGAGAGCUUGGAGAACCAGGACAGAAAGGAAGUAAAGGUGACAAAGGAGAACAUGGUCCUCCAGGUCCUACGGGCCCUCAAGGUCCUGUCGGAGCACCAGGUCCUGCUGGCGCAGAUGGAGAGCCAGGUCCCAGAGGUCAGCAGGGAAUGUUUGGCCAGAAGGGAGAUGAAGGGUCAAGAGGUUUCCCAGGACCUCCAGGCCCAGUUGGACUGCAGGGCUUGCCUGGUCCGCCAGGUGAGAAAGGUGAAACUGGAGACGUCGGUCAAAUGGGUCCACCUGGUCCUCCUGGUCCCAGAGGUCCUUCAGGUCCCCCAGGAGCCGACGGUCCUCAGGGACCGCCCGGUGGUGUUGGAAACCCUGGCGCUGUUGGAGAAAAGGGAGAUGCUGGUGAGACGGGAGAGCCAGGACUUCAGGGAGAAGUUGGCCCACCAGGUCCAAGAGGAGAGCGCGGAGAGAAGGGAGAGGGAGGUCCUGCUGGUGCUGCUGGACCUCCUGGCCCUAAAGGUCCACCUGGAGAUGAUGGCCCUAAGGGCAGCCCUGGUCCGAGUGGCUUCCCUGGAGACCCAGGGCCCCCUGGAGAGCCCGGUCCAGCUGGUUUAGAUGGCCCACCUGGUGAUAAGGGAGAUGAUGGAGAGGCCGGUCAGCCGGGUUCACCUGGACCCACUGGAGAGUCCGGUCCUUCUGGACCACCUGGAAAGAGGGGGCCUCCUGGAGCAGCAGGGCCUGAGGGAAGACAAGGAGAGAAAGGUGCCAAGGGAGAGCCUGGCCUUGAAGGUCCCCAAGGAAAAACAGGCCCUGUCGGCCCUCAAGGAUCACCUGGAAAGCCUGGUUCUGAAGGACUCAGGGGUAUCCCUGGUGCAGUUGGUGAACAAGGACUGCCUGGUGCUCCGGGCCCAGACGGACCUCCUGGACCCAUGGGCCCUCCUGGUUUACCUGGUUUGAAAGGAGACACCGGUGUUAAAGGAGAGAAAGGCCAUCCAGGUCUCAUCGGUCUGAUUGGACCCCCAGGCGAGCAGGGAGAAAAGGGUGACAGAGGUCUCCCCGGCCCUCCAGGAACUUCUGGUCCCAAAGGAGACAAUGGUAUUGCUGGUCCUAGUGGUCCCCUUGGUCCUGUUGGACCUCCCGGCUUACCUGGUCCUCCCGGUCCCAAAGGAGCCAAAGGGUCGUCUGGUCAAACAGGUCCAAAAGGAGAGACUGGAACUCCUGGUCCUCCUGGCCCUCCUGGCCCUCCUGGCGACGUCAUCCACCCGCUGCCCUACCACGCUCCCGUCAAGGGCCGAACACGCAGGAACAUCGACGCCAGUCAGAUGAUGGACGACGCCGCCAUGGACGCCAACUACAAGGACUACGACGACGGCAUGGAGGAGAUCUUUGGGUCUCUGAACUCGCUGAAGCUGGAGAUCGAGCAGAUGAAGCAUCCGCUUGGCACGCAGAACAACCCGGCUCGUACCUGCAAGGACCUGCAGCUGUGCCACCCUGAUUUCCCUGAUGGUGAAUACUGGAUUGAUCCGAACCAGGGCUGCUCGCGGGACUCCUUCAAGGUCUACUGCAACUUCACAGCAGGCGGAGAGAGUUGCAUCUUCCCGGAUAAGAAGUCUGAAGGGGCUAGACUCACAUCCUGGGUAAAGGAGACUCCCGGUUCCUGGUUCAGUGAAUUCAAACGUGGUAAACUGCUUUCCUACGUGGACGCCGAGGGCAACCCCAUCGGCGUGGUCCAGAUGACCUUCCUCCGGCUCCUGAGCGCGGCGGCCCGCCAGAACAUGACGUACAACUGCUACCAGUCGGUGGCGUGGCACGACCAGGACAAGGACAACUACGACAAGGCCAUCCGCUUCCUGGGCUCCAACGACGAGGAGAUGUCGCACGACAACAACCCUUACAUCCGCGCCGUGGUCGACGGCUGUGCGCUGAAAAAGGGCUACGAAAAGACAGUACUUGAGAUCAACACACCAAACGUGGAGCAGGUGCCUUUUGUGGACAUCAUGUUCAAUGAUUUCGGCGGCUCCACGCAGAAGUUCGGCUUUGAAGUGGGGCCCGUCUGUUUCAUCGGCUGAGACCUUUCACCGAGCAAAUGGAGGAAAAAAGAAAAAGAAAAAAAAAGACAAACAAUUGAAAAAUAAUAGGACGAUGCUAUUUGUAAAAAAACUGUUUCCAUAAAGCGACACGAGUCAAAUAUAAUUGUCAGGAAUACGGUGAAAAUCAAAAAAAGGAAUAGAGAAAGUAACCUUGAAACCUCAGUGUGCCUUCCUUAUCACAUGCAAGUUUUGAAACUGGAGUUGGCGUCCUUCCUCCUACACACACACACACACAGAGACUACCCCUAUGUCACCACAUUUGAUUUUUGAUUCUUUGGUCGGAAACGACGAAGGCGACCCUGAGAGCUGCAGCCGUUCCAGACGGUCGCAGCGUUUGCCACGGACACCAUCCGAUUCGGCAUCGUUUUGAUCUCACGCCCCGAACCCAAACACCCCGCCCUGCCACCUCUUCAUCUCCCUGCCUCUUGCCGCCUCUCUGUUCUUGGUUUUGUUUCCUUGUUUGUGCAUAAUUGUCUCCCCAUUCUCUUUGGAAUGGACCUUAUAUAUUUAUAUACAUAUAAAUAUAUAUAAGUGAUUUUUUUUUUUUCAUGUUUGUAAGUACAUUCUGUAUAUUUUUUCCUGGUAAAGUUUAUUGCUUCUGGCUUCAAAACAUGCAUGUGACUGUACUAAUUGUGAGGCCGUUGAACAAGAAACAUCUAAGAUAGUAGAAAUACAUCCAAACCGAGGAUAUUUGACUUGUAAAUUGAAGAAAAAAAAAAUAAACUAACAUGAUUGCAUGUGUGCAUUUCCCGCCAUUCUGUCUUUGUGGAGCACACUUUUAUUAUUUUUUUUUAUUUUUUUGUAAUUUAAGAACAGAUUGGAAAUAAAAGACGAAAACAUGCUCCGUGACAUAAAGUACAAUACAUUCCUCGUUUUAUACCCUCUGAACAAAACUCCACUUUUGUUGAAAAUGUAAUUAAUAAACUGCUUCUGUACUUUUUUGCCGAAAUAUUCAUCUUACUGUGCAGUGGACGAUAAUGAAAAAAAAAACAACAACAAAGAAAUCCAGACAUAGGUGCUAUUUUCUCUCCUCUGUGGUGCUAUGUAUUUUUUCAAGUUUGUAAUGUUUGUAUGAAAGAAAAACUUGUGGCGACAAUACUCCCAUUGCUCGGCAGCAACCCCCCCCCCCCCCCAAAAAGCCCCGCCCAGCUGAGUCAACGGAUCUCUCUCCCAAGGUUUCUUUAUGCCGUUUCUCUAUGUUACCUCCUGCUUGACGGACCGCACAGAUAAAGAAAUGUGUCCGGCACCGGCCCGUACCACAUGUUGGAAAGACGAGCGGGAAAAGAUCGCCCCCCUCCCCCAUGUCGUCUCUAACGAGUGGCUCAUCUGCUCCACAUUGGGCCGGUGGAGUUAGCAAAGUGGACAUGUUGCGACAGGUCAAAAGGGAUAAAUUGUACCCUAGCCAAAGGAUUUUCACUUAAAUGUUUAGCUUUAAGUGGCCUGGAGUCAUGUCCAUGUGAGAAACAACUUGAAAAGUCACCAAAUUAGCCUUUCUAGAAAAUGUGGCUCAUGCUGUGUUGGUUUUCCUGGUCCUCAUGCUUAUUGUUCAGACUUUGCACUCUCUAUGCUUAUGACCACUAGUAUCUAUCACAACAUUUUUACAGCUCUUUGUUUUGUUUUCUUUUUAUAUAUAUAUAUAUAUAUUAUUUUUUUUUUUGUGACUUGAACCCUUUCUGUUAAGAUAACUCAAUAUGCUUGUAGAUCUUUGGCUCUAUUCGUAACAGUGUUGCAGCACGUCUACAUUAAUCACUUUGCUCCCAAUGAACCGGACAAAAGGCUAAAAAACAAAACAAAAAAAAAAAAAAACACCACAACUUUUAUUUUGUAAAUUUCCAGAACCAGCAUAGAUGCUGCCAUUGCUUUGUUUUAUUGUGUAGAUUUCCAUUUGUAAUGUCCUGUUUUCAUUUUCACGGUCUUGUCGAACGAAUCCGCAAACAAACAAACAAACCUGUGUUUAAGGGUGAAGAGGACAGAGGGUCAUAUUGGUUUUUAUGUCAAUAAAUUCAAGUUUACUGUGGCCAUCCACUCCUGUAUCUCUUUUGAAGCAUUAAAACCUAUCUGUAUGCAUGAAA
Messenger RNA from Fundulus heteroclitus (mummichog), 8622 nucleotides. It is a transcript of the gene col5a1, whose product is annotated as procollagen, type V, alpha 1. Lineage: Eukaryota; Metazoa; Chordata; Actinopteri; Cyprinodontiformes; Fundulidae. The coding region runs from base 353 to 6529 and encodes 2058 amino acids. The transcript is spliced from 66 exons. Gene Ontology annotation, molecular function: extracellular matrix structural constituent. The record is from RefSeq and is a predicted model, not a curated record.